Hemiscyllium ocellatum (epaulette shark) is the source of this 342-nucleotide messenger RNA. RefSeq names its product phosphodiesterase 6G, cGMP-specific, rod, gamma, paralog b (gene pde6gb). The record is from RefSeq and is a predicted model, not a curated record. Gene Ontology annotation, molecular function: cGMP binding; 3',5'-cyclic-nucleotide phosphodiesterase activity. Gene Ontology annotation, biological process: positive regulation of G protein-coupled receptor signaling pathway; visual perception; positive regulation of epidermal growth factor receptor signaling pathway. The transcript is spliced from 3 exons. NCBI's taxonomy places the organism in Eukaryota, Metazoa, Chordata, Chondrichthyes, Orectolobiformes, Hemiscylliidae. Gene Ontology annotation, cellular component: photoreceptor outer segment membrane. The coding region runs from base 4 to 279 and encodes 91 amino acids.
GAGAUGGCUCUCUCUUUAGAACCACCGAAACCUUUGGGAGAAAUUAAAUCAGCCACAAGAGUAACUGGAGGACCAGCAACUCCUAGGAAAGGACCACCAAAGUUCAAACAAAGACAGACAAGACAGUUUAAGAGCAAGCCACCAAAGAAAGGAGUACAAGGGUUUGGUGAUGACAUUCCUGGAAUGGAAGGAUUAGGCACAGAUAUCACCGUCAUAUGCCCCUGGGAGGCCUUCAAUCACCUGGAAUUACACGAAUUAGCACAAUAUGGUAUCAUCUGAAGUCGCGACAGAACUCUGCAUUUUUACUGUGUUCCUUGGAAAAGUUUCCAACUCCACCCUGUC